Messenger RNA from Coprinopsis cinerea okayama7#130, 1539 nucleotides. RefSeq lists its product as hypothetical. The coding region runs from base 1 to 1539 and encodes 512 amino acids. The transcript has 6 exons. NCBI's taxonomy places the organism in Eukaryota, Fungi, Basidiomycota, Agaricomycetes, Agaricales, Psathyrellaceae. The record is from RefSeq and is a predicted model, not a curated record.
AUGGCGACUAGCAGAAUGCCCUAUAGCAAUAGCCAGCACCCACCUCGCUACUCGACGCUCUCUCUCAACUCUGUUGCGACGCUCCCGCUUUACCCCGCCGCGGAUUAUGACAUUGCAGACUCUACCCUUGCAUCCAGUGUUCAGGACUCGUACCGCCAACAUGAGUACCACCUUUACCAGGAUAGUCGCCCAUGGGCUACCCUACGGCUCGUCAGCAAAUCGACUUCUAAGUCCAACUGCCCUCGGUAUAUCACAGGCGAUGAUGUUACUGGGACUGUCGAACUUGACCUGCCGGAACCGCAGGCGAUUUCGUCCGUGAAAGUCCUGUUGAAAGGGCAUCUGGUAACGAGCUCGUUAUCGACUGAUACAUUCCAGUUUGUGGAGCAUAGUGUUGUUGUCUGGGAAAAGGGACAUGCCAUGAAUCAGGGCAAGGCUCCGGAGUCGACGAGCAAUGGGAAGCUCCAUGGUCGCUUUGAAUGGCCAUUCUCAUUUCCGUUCCCUACGGAAUACCCUCGACACGGCCCCUCAAAGUCAAAGGGCAGUUCAUCUAUUGAAUCUACGACUGAUACAAUCCCAACACCCCAAACCCUUAUCGAGAAAACUGCGAACAUUGCAGUUGUAUAUGAGGUCGUUUUGAGGAUUGUUUCCGGGGUGUUUCGAAGGAGGUACAAACUUCACGUGGACGUUCUUUACGUCCCCGCCAUCAGGUCUCUACCGAUGUCGACGAGCCGCAAGGACGCCUACCUUCGGGGCGCACAUCUACCCGGGCCAGUAGAGGAUAUGGAAGGUUGGACCGAGGUUCCUUCUGCCAGAUUCACUUUGGUGCGAAGGCAAGUGGAAACCGGUGCUUCGGCUCGUUCAGGCCUUAUUGCAGUGCCGGUUAACUGCCAGCUUUACAUCGCCCAUCCAGCCGCAUACGCAAAGGGGACCACUAUACCCUGCUACCUUGUUUGCACAUCCGACUCAGAUGAGAUUGAUUUGGUGAAGGACUUCACGACCCGGCAGUGCCUCGCAAUGGAGCUGCGACAGUCGUGGAUAUACACUCGGGAUGCCCAGCAUGCUCGCAGCGUGGACGUCCCCGAAAUCACUCGUUCUGGUAAAGCGAAUCCGAAUGUAAAUCAGGUGGUGGCUAGGGUGGGAGAGGCCGUUUGGUGGACCCCGGUCCAUGGCGGGUACGCAGAUAGGAGGAGGGGUGUCGAGACACGAUUGGAGGGCGAAAUACACUUGGAACGAGAUCUGUUCCCAUCCUGCGAGACUAGCUUUCUUUGUGUCCAGUACAACAUUUCAAUUGCACUUCGCGAUUCGCAAGACUUCGUUGUCAAGAAUAUUGAGACUUCUGAGGGCGUCUCGUCUUCAACAGCGACGUCCAAUAGGACGUGCUUAGGAACUUAUCCUGUCAAGAUAACGACCCUUGGUCAUAUGGACGACCCCCUUCCUACUUGCUUCACCCCACGGCAUGCAGGACGCAGGUCUCGAAAAGGAUACGAACAAAUUUCAGAUGUCCAUUUCCUGAGCGCUUCUCCCCUUGAUGUUCGCUGA